CUACCUAAAGUACACAGUACACAGUACUCUUUACCUGCAGCUACUGCUACCCACGCCGUGGAGUACCUACGUGGUCCCUGCUUCUCCUCUACGAGCACAACUCUACCUGCAGCCUCACCUAAUCGCCAAUUCCACCUUGCUCUCACCGCAACAACCAUUCUUUUCAUCCUUUUUUAAUCCUGCAAAAUUCCUACCUCGAAGUUCCUCUAUCCUACCGCUCAUAUUCGCUCCCACCCACCUUUCGUAUUCUUCCCAAACCGUGUGGUCGUGUGCCCAAAAAGUCAAGUCACAUCCCACCCUCUCAUACGCCAUACGCAAAACGCCGCCGGAAAUAAGUCCAUCAAAAUCUGAAGCGGGUCCGAAACGACAUCAUAGGCGGCCCUGUCAGCCAAAUUUGUUCCUGACCUCGCCUGCAUCAUCCUGCGUUCAAAAGCCACAGUCCCUACCGUCCUUUCAGGUCGUUUGCUCUUUAUCUGGUUCUCUGAUCUAUAGACCACGCAGUCGGUCAUGAGCUUGUCACAUGGGCACAACCGACGACGAAGUUCGUCCCUAGAGCGGCGCGAUCCUUACUCUUCCCCGUCCAUCUAUUUCGAUGAAGAUUCGGUUAGAUACCAAUUAUUGGGCAAUCGCAACAGAGCCGUGUCAUCGUACAUCAAACCUGCACGUGAAACAUCUCUCCUCUCUGCUAAGGGCAGCUAUCCUGCACGCCGCACAAGUCACGAUGAACAUACGCAGCAAAACCAAGAGCUCUUGGUGGUCGUCGAACGGACGCUGAAAGACCUCCAUGAAAGAGAAGACCUUGACAAUAACCAGCAGAUCACAAUUGAGGACAAUGGCCCCAAGGUAAGCCUGUGGUCAUUCCCUCCAGGGAUCUUGGUGGCUGAUAGGUGUACAGCAUAUCACUUUGGGCACCUUGGCCUCUGCUGGUUAUCGGUCGACUGACAUCCGUGGAAACUACAUGAUCAGCAACCUCCUUCAAGAGCUGACCUUGGCACAAGAUUUGGGCAAGAAGGUGGUCAAGAUACAUCGGUCUCGGCUGAGUGAAAAUCCUGUGGAUCGUCUCUCCCGCCGCAUCAGAGACGAAUUCUGGAACAAUCUGACAAGGACCCUCGAUGCUGACACCAUUGAGAAGGCUGGCCGUGACCCUAAGGACUGGACAGACGAUCCUCGACCUCGCAUUUACAUUCCUCGUGGCUGUCCGGAGCAGCAUGAGUAUUACACCCAUGUAGCGAAAGACCGUCCUGAAUUGAGGCUGGAUGUUCGCUGGCUACCCGAAGGUCCCAUCACGGCAGAAUAUGUUCGUAGUUUGAACGACUCCCCUGGUAUUCUGGCUCUUGCUAUGAAGAAGGUCAUGAUCGAUGGAAAAGAAACCCUCAAGGGAGAGCCUUUCAUCGUCCCUGGAGGGCGAUUCAACGAGCUCUAUGGCUGGGACAGUUACAUGGAAUCCAUCGGCCUCAUAGAGAACGGCAGGGUGGACAUUGCCAAGUCCAUGGUCAUCAAUUUCGCCUUUUGUAUCGAGCACUAUGGCAAGAUCCUGAACGCCAAUCGAUCCUACUACCUCACCCGAUCUCAACCGCCAUUCUUGACAGACAUGGCCCUGAAGGUCUAUGACAAGAUCAAAUCAGAGAGAGGUGCGGAGGAAUUCUUGAAACUGGCGAUUCGCGCAGCGAUCAAGGAGUACUACAGUGUCUGGAUGUCGACGCCUCGUUAUGACCCUACCACUGGUUUAUCGCGCUAUCGUCCUGACGGUCUUGGUGUGCCUCCGGAGACUGAGGCUUCUCACUUUGUGCAUAUCCUCACUCCCUAUGCUGAGAAACACGGGAUGUCCUUUGAGGAGUUCGUCGAGGCGUACAAUGAAGAGCGGGUGCACGAACCCGACCUGGAUGAGUAUUUCCUGCAUGAUCGUGCAGUGCGAGAAUCAGGUCACGAUACGUCCUAUCGUCUGGAAGGCUGUGCUGCAAAUCUGGCCACGGUCGACCUCAACUCGUUGCUCUACAAGUACGAGGCCGACAUUGCUUGGUGCAUUCGUACACAUUUCAAGGAUCGAUUGACCAUGCCCGAGGAGUUUCAAACCGACGCCAAUCGGAGAGAAGGGUACGAGACUUCAGCGACCUGGGAGCGGCGGGCCAAAUUGCGCAGAGCCCGAAUGGACAAGUAUCUGUGGAAUGAGGCCAAGGGAAUGUACUUUGACUAUGAUACGGUCAACAAGAAGCGCACCAACUAUGAAAGCGCAACGACGUUUUGGGCGAUGUGGGCAGUAUGUGCAUCGCCCCGGCAAGCAGCGUCAUUGGUGCUCAACGCACUGCCCAGGUUUGACUGUUUUGGAGGGUUGGUCUCUGGAACAGAGGCCUCUCGCGGUGAGGUUGGACUCGACCGUCCCAAUCGACAAUGGGACUAUCCCUUUGGAUGGGCUCCUCAGCAGAUGCUGGCGUGGGGUGGCUUGAUCAAAUACGGAUACAUUGAAGAAGCACAACGACUGGCGUACAAGUGGUUGUACAUGGUUACCAAGGCAUUCGUCGAUUUCAAUGGCGUGGUUGUGGAGAAGUACAAUGUGACUCGCGAGCUCGAUCCACACAAGGUCGAGGCCGAAUAUGGCAAUCAAGGUGCUGACUUCAAGGGCGUUCCCAGAGAAGGGUUCGGGUGGGUGAAUGCCAGCUAUGUAUACGGAUUGUCCUUCAUUCCGAUGCAUAUGAAACGAGCUCUGGGCACCCUCACCCCAUGGGAAACGUUUGCCAGAGCGACCCAGAUCGACCUUGGCGACUUGAACGAAACGAUUCAAGAAGGAUCCGACGAGUCGAGACCCGAUUCUGCGGAUGAGGCAGACGCGGCCGUCUUGUCCGGAUCCGAGCACGACAGAUGAAACAUGACAAUUCGGAAAGAUUCGGAAGAGGAUGCGAUGGGAUUGAUGAUGUGAUGUCCUUUUAUGAAUGCAUUAUCCUUGGGGCAAGAUUCAGAUUGCCGACACCAGAGUUUCUAGAUCCGACGAGGAACGGCGUUGGGGGGAUGAUGAUUCUUCUUCUUUAUUAGCAGGCCAGUGAGCCAGAGGCAUUUGAUCAUUGAGCCGGCGUUUGUGUGGUGGUUACGGAGUGGCAUGGAUGACCCCUUAACAGUUUCCCUGAGGGUACGUUUUUUGUACAUAGUGCUAGCGUUUUCGCACAGCAAUCAUCAUCAUCAACAACA
This is a messenger RNA of Exophiala xenobiotica, 3180 nucleotides long. RefSeq lists its product as hypothetical. The transcript has 4 exons. Gene Ontology annotation, biological process: trehalose catabolic process. Gene Ontology annotation, cellular component: cytoplasm. The coding region runs from base 959 to 2860 and encodes 633 amino acids. Lineage: Eukaryota; Fungi; Ascomycota; Eurotiomycetes; Chaetothyriales; Herpotrichiellaceae. The record is from RefSeq and is a predicted model, not a curated record. Gene Ontology annotation, molecular function: calcium ion binding; alpha,alpha-trehalase activity.